This is a messenger RNA of Branchiostoma floridae (Florida lancelet), 825 nucleotides long. RefSeq lists its product as uncharacterized. Gene Ontology annotation, molecular function: GTP binding. The coding region runs from base 29 to 751 and encodes 240 amino acids. The transcript has 3 exons. NCBI's taxonomy places the organism in Eukaryota, Metazoa, Chordata, Leptocardii, Amphioxiformes, Branchiostomatidae. The record is from RefSeq and is a predicted model, not a curated record.
CUUUUUGAAUAGAAGUGAAGAUGCCAUUAUGGGUAUAAACCCAUUUCGUGCAUCAGAGAAGCUGAAAGAUGCAACGGAAGAGUCCCAGAAAGAAGCCCUUCGUCGGUGCCAGAUGGCCUGUGACCUGUUUGAGAUUCGCCAACACCUGCGAAAGUCUUGCUUCGUGGGCCUGUUUGGUCCUCAGAAUGGCGGUAAAUCCACGCUUAUUCAGACGGUGUGGGGCGUGACCGUCCCGGACAGAGGAUACCUGGAGCAUACCACUGACCCAAACCUCUACAAGGCAAACGGAACGAGUAGAAUGGUGAUCAUAGACUUCCCCGGCACGACUGCUAUCGACGCACAGGUUGCCAACCUUGCAAAUACCUGUGGGGGGCUGUCCAGUAUCCUCAUCCUGGUCAUGAAAUUCGACGGGGACACCAGUACAGACCAUAUCAAGCAGAUGAAGGAAGCCCGUAAGCUGGCUGACGAUUUCAACUGUUGCAUUCUCCUUUGCAUCAGUCACUGUGGUCUCUACAAGGGCACGCUGAAGGACAAGGAGACUGUAGAUGCCUACAGAGAGAAUUACAGGCAGCAUCUCGAACUCGACCCAGCCAACAUCCUCAUGGCGGAGCUUGUGGAGAACAUCGAGGACUUAGAGAGCAGGGGAAUAAUUGGCCCAGACGGGGUGAGGAUGUGGUUGAAAGAUUGGAUGAUCAAAUAUGACGUGUUCGAAGACGAUGAGGAGCAGCUUAAUGCUGCAGUGAACAUGUAGGGGUGGACAAUGUUUCAAGGCGUGUGUGUGUGGGCAUGAAUAUCCCAUGUGUUUGUGAGUGUGUUUGUGUGUGU